Emiliania huxleyi CCMP1516 is the source of this 975-nucleotide messenger RNA. RefSeq lists its product as hypothetical. Bases 1 to 975 code for a protein of 324 amino acids. NCBI's taxonomy places the organism in Eukaryota, Haptophyta, Isochrysidales, Noelaerhabdaceae. The record is from RefSeq and is a predicted model, not a curated record. Gene Ontology annotation, biological process: TOR signaling. The transcript has 2 exons. Gene Ontology annotation, cellular component: cytosol.
AUGGUGGCUGCCUCCAAUGGCGUCGAGGUCUCCAAUGGCGUGAAGGCCAGCUCUUUCGAGUACAAAGGCUGGAGGUUCGACAGCGUCUCCGGGCCAAUCCUCAGCACUUGCGAGCGUGGCACGCUCACCGACAAGCUCAGCGCCACCGCCGCCUCCAAAGGCCUCCCAUCGAUUGUGCCGCCUCUGCCUGAGGCCAUCUUCGGACACAGCUACCUCACGAUGACGCACGAGGCUAGCGGUCGCACCUUCAGCUUCGAUGCGGCCGGAGCAAUCGCUUGCUGGAUGCGAGAGUCUGCGCACAAGGGCUCAGGCGGGGUUCGAGUGACCACGGCGAGCUUGCCCUCCUGGAAAAAGGUUGCGGACGAGCAGGAUCUGGCGAUGGGUGCGUCCGACUACGACUGGACAUUCUCGACCGACUAUAGUGGCACCACGGGCGCCGAGAGCCCUCUCUCGCCUACCACAGAGGUGGAGGGUGCACCGGCGCAGUGGGGGGUGCACACUGGCAGUGGCUUGGACAUGGCACUGCUGCGCCGGCGCGACAUACCGAUCUUGCACUUCGUGGACCUCACGCUGUACGAGGACGACCUUGGCGACAACGGCGAGUCGGUGGUGAGGCUGCGGAUGCGCGUGAUGCCCAGCUGCUUCCUCCUCCUGCUCCGCCAUGCGCUCCGGGUGGACGGCGUCCACAUCCGACAGCACGACACGCGGGUCUUCCACAAGUUUGGGUCGCCCCACGUCCUGCGCGACCGCCGGCUGGGCGAGGCGCGCCUCGCUCCGCUGCGCAAGCCGGUGCUGCUCGACGAACCCGCCGCUGCCACAGCCGCCCCGUGGGCGACCACCACGCCACACCGCUUGGCCUGCGAGCAGCAGCAGGCUUCGCUCCGCUCGGCGAGCGUCCCCAACGAACAGCAGGCGGCCGAGAAGCUCGCCACGCUGCCGCCAAAGAGCGAGAGCGUCGAGGAGCUGCUCCUGUGA